Messenger RNA from Onthophagus taurus, 1966 nucleotides. RefSeq names its product putative peptidoglycan muropeptide transporter SLC46. The record is from RefSeq and is a predicted model, not a curated record. Gene Ontology annotation, biological process: transmembrane transport. Gene Ontology annotation, molecular function: transmembrane transporter activity. NCBI's taxonomy places the organism in Eukaryota, Metazoa, Arthropoda, Insecta, Coleoptera, Scarabaeidae. Gene Ontology annotation, cellular component: membrane.
UGAUUUGAUAACGUUAUCCUUGGCUGUUUUUGUUACAUAAAUAAGUAAUGUAAAAAAAUCUAAAGGGGAUUUUUUAGUGGUUACUAUAAGAUUGAACCACUUAAACACCAUGAAUCAUUUUUAUUUGCUUCACAUUUUGAAUAUAAAAAGUAUUAAUCAUCAACGUAUAAAAAGAAAUAUCUAUCAUUACACAUUGUAUAUAACAAUUUGAUAAUCUAGUCAUAAUUUUGGAUAGAUAGAUAAUAAAGAGAUAUUGCACAUCGCAAACAGGAACAAAGCGAACUUUGUAUAUAAAACAGUAUCAGUUUAUAUCAAGGUCUAGUGGUAUUGUUUAUAAUUGACGAACAUCCUCUGAAUAUAAUUUGUACAGAACUAUUUAUAAAUGACAGUGCACACUAUUCCGUAGAUCGGAGGAACUCGAUAGAAAUAAAUCAAAAUUAAAAAUAACCAUGGUUGAUGAAGAAAGAAGAAAUUUUAAAUUUCACUUUCCGGAGAUGAUCAUAUUUUUAUUCUUUUUCGGAGUAAUGUUAUCAGAACCUGUAAGUAAUAAUUUUUUAAUUUACCGCACGUGUUAUACCAUUUUAAAUUUCAACGAAUCCGAUUGUGCUAAAUUAGGUACAAAAAAUGCGGAUAAUUCUACGGCUGAAUUAGAAAAACAAGUCCAACCAUACGCGAAUGUAUUGAGCAUGGUUUUAACUUGGCCGGCGCAAAUAAUCCCGGCUAUUUUAUGUUUAUUUGUUGGACCGUGGUCCGAUAAAAAUGGAAGAAAACCCGUGAUGAUAUCGGCUUUUAUAGGUUUUACAAUAAGUUCGACUUGCCAAGUUGUUAUUUCUUUGAUACCACGGUUGUCACCUUGGUAUACAAUUAUACCAAAUCUGAUCUCAGUUUUAUUUGGUGGAUUUAGUCCGGUUAUGAUGUUAUUAUUAUGUUAUGUCACUGAUAUAACAACAGAUCAAAAUAGAGGAAUAAGAUUAGGAAUUUUUGAAGGAGUAUUUGGUUUAGGAAGUCUCUUAGGCACAUUUUUAAGUUCCUACAUAUUCAAUUUUGUGGGCUAUCCAGGCGUUUUUGCCACAACGGCAGCAUGUAACAUUCUGGCGCUACUUUACAUCGUUUUCAUUUUACCAGAAACGGUAAAUAGGCGAAUCGACGAAGAUAACAACAUAAUUUCAAUUGAAAACGUUAAAGAUAUGUUUAGCGCGUUAUUCAAAAAACGUCCGAAUCAUUUAAGGACAGUUAUUUUAAUAAGUAUUACCGUAAUGAUGUUGUUUAUAAUGUCAAAUAUGGAUGGAGGGAUAUUUUUUUAUUACCUCAGGGAAAAAUUUCAUUGGGAUUUACAAAAAUAUACGACAUUUAAAAGCAUUCGUGAUUUAACUUUGACGGUAGGGUCGUUUUUGGGGCUUGUUAUUUUGCAUAAAUGGUUGAAAAUCCACGAAAUGAUUAUUGUUGUAUUGGCUUUAAUAUUAAUCUGUAAUGGUGCUAUUGUUCAAGCUAUUGCUGUUAACGAUUGGCAGAUAAUUCUUGCUGCUUGUUUAAGACUUAUAACAGGAACAAUUAGUCCUAUGAUAAGAUCGUUUAUAUCAAAAUUGGUUUCGCACGCCGAUAUAGGGAAAAUUUUUUCAACUACAGUUACUUUAGAGACUUUUGCAAUGAUUAUUGGAUCUCCAGCUUAUACUUUAUUGUAUAAUUCAACUUUAAACGAUUUUCCUGGUGCUUAUAAUUUACUCACAGCAAGCAUUUGUCUAGUUAUGAUUAUUUUAACGAUAAUCAUAAUUAUCCUGAAAAAGAAUUACUUAUCAAGGAACGUACCUUUUGAACUGAUAGUUGAUGUGGACUCAGACUAAAUUAAAUGAAUGUAUUAAAAUAUUGUGAUGUUAUAUUUAAGAUUUCUUUUUAAAUAAUGUUAUUAAAUAAAUGUUUUUCAUUAUUUUGGAGUAAUUGAAUAUAAUUCACAUCUAAUUCAAUCAUA